AUGUGUUCAUGAUUCCGAUUCUCACUAGAACCUUAGCUAAAUCAUCACGAGCAAACAUGGUUGAGUGGACAGAUGAAGAGCGCGCAGCCAUCUCCGACAUCUUCUCCAAGCUAGACUAUGACGAAGUUGGCCAAAAGUGCCUGUCAAGGUGUCUGAUCGUGUACCCCUGGACCCAGAGGUACUUCGGGGCCUUCGGCAACCUGUACAACGCAGAGGCCAUCAUGAACAACCCUCUGAUCGCUAAGCACGGUACCACGGUGCUGCGCGGUCUGGAGAGAGCUCUGAAUAACAUGGACGACAUAAAGAACACCUACGCGGAGCUGAGCGUUCUGCACUCCGAGAAACUGCACGUGGAUCCCGACAACUUCAAGCUGCUGUCUGACUGUCUGACCAUCGUCAUCGCCGCUAAGAUGGGCACCACCUUCACCCCCGAGUAUCAGGCAUCCUUCCAGAAGUUCUUGUCUGUGGUGGUUUCUGCUCUGGGCAAGCAGUACCACUAGAGUCAGUCCUCCAUACCUGACAGAGGAGACGUGUUUCACUCCUCAAUGAAAAAAUAAAAGAAGUAUAGAAGCA
Messenger RNA from Coregonus clupeaformis (lake whitefish), 573 nucleotides. Its product is annotated as hemoglobin subunit beta-2-like. Gene Ontology annotation, molecular function: peroxidase activity; organic acid binding; haptoglobin binding. The record is from RefSeq and is a predicted model, not a curated record. Gene Ontology annotation, biological process: hydrogen peroxide catabolic process; oxygen transport. The coding region runs from base 9 to 500 and encodes 163 amino acids. Gene Ontology annotation, cellular component: haptoglobin-hemoglobin complex; hemoglobin complex; blood microparticle. Lineage: Eukaryota; Metazoa; Chordata; Actinopteri; Salmoniformes; Salmonidae. The transcript has 3 exons.